CACAAUCGGUCUUGGAUAUAGGUCUGUGGCUAUCAACCGCCGUAUAUUAUAAUCGGCUUCAUUCACUUGUUCCUUAAAAUUCAUAGCGAUAUCCCUCAUUCUACGAAAAAUAUGGCCGACCCAUCCAUAGAAAUCGAUGUCGACCUCGAAGUCCAAGAGAUCCUCCUUGCCGCCUCGCAACAUGAUAUCCCCAAGCUCCGUCGCCUGAUUCGUUCCCACACAGCCGUCCCCAACGCCGCCAACGUCAAGGAUACGGAAACAGGAUACUCCCCACUCCAUGCGGCCAUCGCAGCGUGCGAAUCGGACGAUGAACCCGUGAAUGGGGAGUCCAAUGGCGUCCAUGCCAACGGCACCCAGCCUAGCCAGGAGAAAAGCGUCGUGGAAUCGGGCGUGAACACUGUCAAGUUCCUUCUGCAGGAGGGUGCGAUCUGGAAUGACUUGGACCUGAACAACGAGACGCCCGGGUGUAUUGCGAAACGCAUUGGACAGAAUGAGCUGUAUGAGAUGAUUGUGGAUGCCGGUGUGCGCGCCGAGUUGCUGCUGAACCGACUAGAUGGUUACGAGGAGCUUUCGGAGAUGGACGAGGACGAGGAAGAGGAAAAGGGCGAGGAUGCCGAGAAGGCCCAGGAAGAACAGGCUACUACUGAGCAGACCACUACCGACGACCAAACAGCGCCUGAACUGGUUGAUAUUACUCAGGUUGAGGGAGCUGGACCGGAUGUGUCCCAAUCGCGCUACCUAGACUCCAACCUGACUUUCCAGCAGGAUCGCCUGUUGGAUCAGGACCAGAACGGUGUGAUGAUGGCCUGGGAAUCGGACAUCAUGGCCAAAUCGGCGAAGAAGAUUCUCCCCACCCCUGGGCUGCGUGUGCUCAACGUCGGCCACGGCAUGGGCAUUGUGGAUGGAUUCCUACAAGAACAGUCGCCUGCGGCGCACCACAUCAUCGAGGCGCAUCCGGACGUCGUUGCGGAAAUGAAGCGCAAGGGUUGGGACCAGAAACCCGGAGUUAAGAUCCACGAGGGAAGAUGGCAAGAUAUUCUCCCUGCCCUGGUGGGAGAAGGCGAGCAGUUCGAUGCCAUUUACUACGAUACUUUCGCUGAGUCUUACGGCGAUUUCCGCGAGUUCUUCAGCGAACAGGUCAUCGGUUUGCUUGACCAGGAGGGCAAGUGGAGCUUUUUCAACGGCAUGGGAGCUGACCGACAGAUCAGUUACGACGUCUACCAGAAAGUGGUGGAAAUGGAUCUGUUCGAGGCAGGAUUCGACAUCGAUUGGGAGGAAAUUGCCGUUCCCACGCUGGAAGAAGAAUGGAAUGGCGUGCGUCGACCAUACUGGCGAAUUGAGAAAUACCGACUGCCUCUGUGCAGGUACAUGGAUUAAGAACAUAUAGAAUUGGGAAAUGCAACAAUUAUGAACCAUCACACAAAAACGCUUUUUGCACACUGAUUUACCAGCCUGCGCUGGCCCCAGACAGAAAGAUAAUAAAAAC
Messenger RNA from Aspergillus steynii IBT 23096, 1486 nucleotides. It is a transcript of the gene rmt2, whose product is annotated as protein-arginine N5-methyltransferase. The record is from RefSeq and is a predicted model, not a curated record. Gene Ontology annotation, cellular component: cytoplasm; nucleus. The coding region runs from base 112 to 1377 and encodes 421 amino acids. Gene Ontology annotation, biological process: peptidyl-arginine methylation. The transcript is spliced from 2 exons. Lineage: Eukaryota; Fungi; Ascomycota; Eurotiomycetes; Eurotiales; Aspergillaceae. Gene Ontology annotation, molecular function: protein arginine N5-methyltransferase activity.